This is a messenger RNA of Nylanderia fulva, 2274 nucleotides long. RefSeq names its product cactin, spliceosome C complex subunit. The record is from RefSeq and is a predicted model, not a curated record. Gene Ontology annotation, biological process: mRNA cis splicing, via spliceosome. Gene Ontology annotation, cellular component: cytoplasm; spliceosomal complex. Lineage: Eukaryota; Metazoa; Arthropoda; Insecta; Hymenoptera; Formicidae. Gene Ontology annotation, molecular function: protein binding.
GCGGCUACCGCGAGAUGGCGCAACUGUCAAACGCAUCGUCGUCGCGCCGGAGCGAAGGUUAGGCGCGUGAGUCUUUUCUAUUUUGAUAAUAAUUGUUUUUCUUCUUCUCGUGAUACGAUGGAGAAAUAUUCUCGCGACAACGAUCGCAGAUCGAGGAAGGAAUACGAUGACGAUCGCAGACGUAAGGAGCGAACGUCGCGAAGGGAUCGCGAUUACGCGGAAUCCAGGAGGUCCAAGGCAGGAUCCGGACACAAACGUACGGAAAGGUCCAUCGAGAGGCGGAAAAAGUCCAAGGACGAGGAUUCUCGUGCUCGUCGCGAAUCGCGGAAGAAGUCUUCCAAACAUAAAAGUCGAAAGAGGGAAUCAUCUUCAUCGUCCACGUCGUCGAUAUCGUCUUCGUCGUCUGAUGAGUAACCUAGCAAUGGUUCGUCUACAGAUUCAUCCUCGGACUCCACAAAAUUGUUGGAAAAACUGCAGAAGCAACGGCAGAAGCAAAUCGAGGAACGUAAACGCCAGAAGGAGUUGAUGAAGGCAACAGAAACGCCAGAGGAGAAGCGUCUACGUCGGCUGAAGAAGAAAGAAGCCAAGGAACGCAGGCGAAAGGAGAGAAUGGGCUGGGACAAUGACUAUUUACAUUACACAAAUACAGAUACAUUUGGCGAUGGCAAUAUUCUCUCCACUUUUGUGUGGUCAAAAAAAUUGGGGAAGGAGGGUCUACUCGGUGUGGGCAGAGAGGAAUUGGAGAUGCGUAACAGACAUAAACAGGAGGAGAAUAAGAGAGAGUUGGAGAAGGUGAAGAAGAGGAGGCAAGAGGAAUUAGAGCGGCAGCAGAGAGAAGAGGAAAUGACUAUGUUGCAAAGAGGUAAAGAAGCUGCGCAACUAGAGCAAUGGGCUCGGCAGGAAGAUCAAUUUCACCUCGAGCAGGCCAGAUUGAGAUCUCGCAUUAGGAUUCAGGACGGUCGGGCGAAACCUAUCGAUCUUCUUGCGAAGUACAUCAGUGCAGAGGAAGAGGUCGACGCGGUGGAAAUGCACGAACCAUACACGUAUUUGCGAGGUUUGCACGUGAAAGAUCUGGAGGAUCUCAUAGAGGAUAUUAAGGUUUACAAGGAAUUGGAGAGGGGUAAAAAUUUAGAUUACUGGAAUGACAUAACGGUGAUCGUGGAGGACGAGCUGCACAAGCUUAGGAAACUAGAACGGACGGAAUACGAAGUUGCUGUUGGAAGAAGAGAAGGAAUUCAUGAAUCAGUCGCCAAAGACGUUACGAGUAUUUUCAAGGGUAAAACUGCAACGCAAUUGGAAGCUUUACAGUUGCAGAUUCAAGCGAAAAUCACGGGAAAACCAGAAGGCGUCGAUAUCGGAUACUGGGAAAGUCUAUUGUCGCAAUUGAAAGCCCAUAUGGCGAGGGCGCGACUUAGAGAUCGACAUCAAGAAAACCUCCGUAAGAAGUUGGAGGUUCUGAUUGCCGAACAAGGUGUAGCUAGAGCAGAGAACGAGGCUGAGAGCUCGCAAACGCAGGAGAGCGAGUCCUUGGUUAAGCAGGAUGAGCCUUCCACGAGUACAACAAUCGAGAAGAAUGAAAGUAGUCCAGAUAAUAAUCAGGAAACUAAUGCUGCCGACGAUCUGUUGUACGAAUCCUUCCGCGAAUACGAAGCGGGUUGCUAUUCACCUACUUAUAUACAGUAUUCGCAACUCGAACCGGGGACUCUCGUCACACAGGAGGACGAGGACAGUCAGCGACUGGAAUACGCGAGGCAGCAGGUGCUCAGCACCGGCAGGAAGAUUCAGAACGUGCUAACGACCGAGGAGCAAGCGAUGCACCGGGAGGCGCGCAAAGGCAUGGGCUCGGACGAGGCCCAGUUUAGUGUAGAGUCGUCGCUCGAGGCACAGAUCUAUCUCUGGUCGGACAAGUAUCGACCACGUAAGCCGCGUUACUUCAAUCGCGUGCACACCGGCUUCGAGUGGAACAAGUACAACCAAACGCACUACGACAUGGACAAUCCGCCGCCCAAGAUUGUGCAGGGCUAUAAGUUCAACAUCUUCUAUCCAGAUCUUAUCGAUAAAAAUACUACGCCGGAAUACUUUCUGACACCUUGCGCCGAUAAUAAGGACUUUGCUAUUUUGCGAUUUCACGCGGGCCCGCCUUAUGAGGACAUCGCGUUCAAGAUUGUCAACCGGGAAUGGGAAUAUUCGUACAAACGCGGAUUCAGAUGUCAGUUUCACAACAACAUCUUUCAGCUGUGGUUUCACUUCAAGAGAUAUAGAUACCGUCGUUAA